UCAGCCUUGAGGUUCAUCAACUGCCAAAUGACGCCACUGUCCCCAAUUAAGGAGAAAAAGCAGAAGCCGGAGUCGUGAUGUCCCACAUGGUGAUCUGCGGAUCUGUUAGCCUGGCACGGGGACUCUGGGGGGGUACAGGAGCCUGGCUGGGGGUCCUCAUUUGCCUCAUUGCUCUCAUGUGCCAGUCAAUCCACAUCGGCAACCUGCAGGUGGAGCUCUCCCUAAUGAGAAAGAGUCAAGAGGAACCGAGGCCAGAGGUGAAGAAGCACCACAAUACAAAAGAAGAAGGCCUGGCAAUCUGUCUCAGACAGAAAAGAGACCUCACGGGAGCCAGAAGGCCAAGACAUCACGGAAACCGUUCAUAUGUUCACCUGGUGCCUGAUCAUUUCUUUACCAAUGACGCCCUGGAUGCCACUCUCGUCUCCUGGAAAGUGUCUAUGAAGGAAGGGCGAGCAUUUCAGGUUCAAGGUGUUAAUGUGACAGUGAGGAAUUCUGGGAUAUAUUCAGUAUACAGCCAGGUUCUGUACAACGAUUCCAGGUUCACGAUGGGACACUUGAUAACACGUAAGCUAGAAGGGCUCUCAGGAGGAGAGAAGGUGCUGCUACGCUGUGUGCAGAGCAUGCCGCCCAAUGAGAGCAUGGCGUAUAACACCUGUUACAGUGCCGGAGUUUUCCAACUGCAAAAAGGGGAUUCCAUUAGCCUCGUUAUACCUAGAUCAAAUGCCAAUCUGGAUGCCAGGGGUGAAGCCACGUUCCUUGGUCUUGUCAGGCUUUAAACAGUAUUAAGUGUCUGGCACUCCGACUGUCCUUCAGCUCUCAUCGCAGUGGUCGCUUCUUUGUGUACUGAUGCCAAAAGCCGAUCCAUUAGAACCCGGGCAGUAGCAAAAUCACAGAACUGUCCAACAAGAGAACUUAUAUCUAUUACGUGUACCAUUUUCGAUAGUAUUGCCUGCAGCUCCUAUUACAAAGGCAGUACCACAGCGAGAUCUGGAAUGGCAUGUUGCUUUGCAUCCGUAGCGGUACAGUCGAGAAACAGUCGAGAAACAGUCGAGAAGGAUGGAGAUGGACAGUGAAACUUCGGCACUAUGUUGGAAGAUGAAAGUAACAGCUCUGUCGAGACUAUACUUCUCUGGGACUUGGUUCAGACUACUCCGAUAUCUACAACCACAAAUCGUUAGUGCCUAAGCAAUCCAAUGGGAUAAGGAGGGUAGCAAAUGGCGCAAUAAUGUGCAAGGAACACAGCUGGCUGAUAAAGGUGUGGCAAGGAAAGGAUUUAAAGCACAUUAUAUGGAAUUUUAUGGAGGAGAUAUUUAUAGAAUGAAUCUAUUUUUGUUCCAGAUCACCAACUUGGCCAAAUCUUGAACCGAAUCUGAACUGAAUUUGCGCGUACGCACUAAAACGUAAGCAAAUGGAAAUAAAGAACUGUGCAUUGCAUCGUC
This is a messenger RNA of Xenopus tropicalis (tropical clawed frog), 1439 nucleotides long. It is a transcript of the gene tnfsf13, whose product is annotated as TNF superfamily member 13. Gene Ontology annotation, cellular component: extracellular region; membrane. Gene Ontology annotation, molecular function: cytokine activity; tumor necrosis factor receptor binding. The record is from RefSeq and is a predicted model, not a curated record. Gene Ontology annotation, biological process: immune response; signal transduction. Lineage: Eukaryota; Metazoa; Chordata; Amphibia; Anura; Pipidae. The transcript has 8 exons. Bases 78 to 776 code for a protein of 232 amino acids.